Molecule: messenger RNA, 1991 nt
Organism: Ananas comosus (pineapple)
Lineage: Eukaryota; Viridiplantae; Streptophyta; Magnoliopsida; Poales; Bromeliaceae
Product: ethanolamine-phosphate cytidylyltransferase-like
Exons: 10
Coding region: 198-1490 (430 amino acids)
Biological process (GO): phosphatidylethanolamine biosynthetic process
Cellular component (GO): cytoplasm
Molecular function (GO): ethanolamine-phosphate cytidylyltransferase activity
Source: RefSeq, a predicted model, not a curated record
CAGAGUAGACCGCAGGGGCGGAGGCGAUCCCACGCUUCCUUUGUGACGAAGCGAAGAGAGAGAAUCGAGGGAAAUAGAAGAGAGAGAGAGAGAGAGAGAGAUCUCGCUAUUAAAACAAACCCAAAAACACAUUUUGAUCCGAGAUCUCGAUCUACUCUCGAUUCGAGUAUCGAAACCUUGUUCCCUUAUUAAAUACAAUGAUUUCUAUGGAGUUUGAGACCAACAAUUGGAUUUGGGAGGGAGUAAACUCUCCCCAAUUGUUCGGCCUUGGAGGUAUUAUGAUCCUCGCCGCCGUUCUCGGCUUAUCCACAAGCUAUUUCAGCGGGAUCCCGAUUCCGUUCCAGCCGUUCUAUUGGCCGGAUUUGGGGAUUUUGCACAAGAAGAAGCGCGGGAAGAGGCCGGUGAGGGUGUACAUGGACGGGUGCUUCGAUCUCAUGCAUUACGGCCACGCGAAUGCGUUGCGGCAGGCAAAGUCGUUGGGCGAUGUAUUGGUGGUUGGCGUCGUCAGCGACGAGGAGAUCGUAGCGAAUAAGGGUCCUCCUGUUCUAUCCAUGGAGGAGAGGUUGAUCCUUGUUAGCGGGCUUAAGUGGGUGGACGAGGUUAUUACGAACGCUCCGUACGAAAUCACAGAAGAGUUCAUGAACACGCUCUUCAAUAAGUACAAUAUCGACUAUAUCAUACACGGUGACGAUCCGUGCCUAUUACCUGACGGAACCGAUGCAUAUGGUCUGGCGAAGAAGGUGGGGCGUUACAAGCAAAUCAAGCGCACCGAAGGUGUCUCGAGCACCAAUAUAGUUGCCAGAAUAUUAUCUUCAUUGAAGCAUAUGGACGGCGAUAGGACCAGUAGAAAUUCUUCUGGCUGCGAACAAGGCGAUGCUGACGAGAAGACUCUAGCUGAAGCUAAUGAUUCUCCAAAAUCUCAAUUAUCUCAUUUUCUUCCUACAUCUCGCCGUAUCGUGCAAUUUUCAAAUGGGAAGGGGCCUUUACCAGGUGCUCGUGUGGUGUACAUCGAUGGUGCUUUUGACCUUUUCCAUGCCGGUCAUGUUGAGAUCCUAAGAAGUGCUAGACAACUUGGAGACUUCCUACUUGUAGGUGUUCAUAACGACCAAACUAUCAGUCAAAGGAGAGGGUGUCAUCCUAUUAUGCAUCUCCAUGAGCGCAGCCUCAGUGUACUUGCGUGCCGAUAUGUUGACGAGGUCAUAAUUGGCGCUCCUUGGGAAGUUUCAAGAGACAUGAUUGCUACGUUCAACAUAUCGCUGGUUGUGCACGGGACAGUCGUGGAGUGCAAUUCUAAAAGUGAUAUCGACCCUUAUGCCACGCCCAAGAGUAUGGGAAUUUUCCGAACGAUUGAGAGCCCGAGAAACACAACUUCGAUGUCAGUAGCGAGAAGAAUUAUCGACAACUACGAAACUUACGAGAAACGGAACUUGAAGAAGAAUGCAAGCGAAGAAAGAUAUUACGCAGAAAAGAAGUUCGUUUCAGGAGAUUGAUGCCGCUAUGACGCAUUCGUCUAAUCGGUGAUAAUUCCAAUAGCCAAAGUUCUCAUUAGAGAGGGGAUUAAGUUCUAACUUCACAAAUAUGCUUAGGGAAGAAUACUAGUUGAGAGUUCGACGCAGUUUUCCCCCUUCAUUUUCGGAGCAUGACGACUCAGUCUCGUAACAAAGGAACUCAUUUUCGCGCUGUACACAAUGAUAGUUAUACUGAAGGUUUUUCAGAGGUUUGAUCAUGUAAAGGAGGAAGCCAUUUAUUUGUUGUUCUUAAAACCUUUGAGCAGCUUCUCGGUACCGGAAAUCCCCUUCGCCAGUUAUAUACAAGUGCUUUUGUCCUUUUUUUUAAAUUUUUUGUGUUGGUGUUGUCAUAAUCUUAGGCAGUAUAAAGAUACUCUCCUCCAAUAUAUGAUGAGUUUAAUAUUGAGUCUCAUUUCGGUGCGAAAAAUAGGAUGUAUAAAACAUUAAAUACAUGGAAUAUGGCAUCUCCCUUUUUUUUGUCAA